Messenger RNA from Pelodiscus sinensis (Chinese soft-shelled turtle), 3896 nucleotides. Lineage: Eukaryota; Metazoa; Chordata; Testudines; Trionychidae. The record is from RefSeq and is a predicted model, not a curated record.
AUGAUGGCGGCGGCCGUGGCUGCGGGGGGGGCUCCUGAGGUGAUCGCCCAGCUGGAGAACGCGGCCAAAGUGCUCAUGGCACCACCUUCCAUGGUCAAUAGUGAACAACGCCAGCAUGCUGAGCACAUAUUCUUAUCAUUUAGAAAAUCAAAAUCACCAUUUGCUGUUUGCAAGCAUAUUUUGGAAACUAGUAAAGUGGACUAUGUCCUUUUUCAAGCUGCCACAGCAAUAAUGGAAGCAGUUGUGCGAGAAUGGAUUCUCUUGGAAAAAAGUAGCAUUGAGUCACUGAGAACAUUCCUUUUAACCUAUAUCUUACAAAGGCCUAACCUUCAAAAGUAUGUUCGAGAGCAGAUUCUAUUAGCAGUAGCAGUAAUAGUGAAACGAGGAUCAUUAGACAAAUCGAUUGACUGCAAGAGCAUUUUCCAUGAAGUCAGCCAGUUGAUAAGCAGUGGUAACCCUACUGUGCAAACUUUGGCCUGUUCCAUUUUAACUGCUUUGUUGAUCGAGUUCUCAAGUUCAAGUAAAACCAGCAACAUUGGACUAAGCAUGGAGUUCCAUGGUAACUGCAAACGAAUAUUUCAGGAGGAUGACCUUCGGCAGAUCUUCAUGCUAACUGUAGAGGUACUACAGGAAUUCAGCAGACGUGAAAACCUCAGUGCUCAGAUGUCUUCAGUGUUUCAGCGUUAUCUUGCACUAGCCAAUCAGGUCUUAAGCUGGAACUUUCUUCCUCCAAAUUUGGGCAGACAUUAUAUAGCUAUGUUUGAAUCCUCACAAAAUGUGAUGCUAAAGCCAACAGAGUUGUGGCGUGAAACCCUUCUGGACAGCAGAGUUAUGGAGCUUUUCUUUACAGUACAUCGAAAAGUCAGAGAGGAUACAGAUAUGGCACAAGACUCUCUACAGUGCCUAGCACAGCUAGCUUCUCUGCAUGGGCCAGUCUUCCCUGAUGAAGGUUCACAAGUUGAUUAUCUGGCACAUUUCAUUGAGGGAUUACUGAAUACUAUCAAUGGAAUUGAAAUAGAGGACUCUGAAGCAGUGGGAAUCUCCAGUGUUUUCAGCAACCUGAUAACUGUGUUUCCUCGCAAUGUUUUAACUGCCAUUCCAAAUGAACUCUUUUCUUCAUUUGUUAACUGCCUCACACACCUCACCUGUUCUUUUGGAAGAAGUGCUGCACUAGAAGAAGUGCUAGACAAAGAUGACAUGGUAUACAUGGAGGCAUACGAUAAAUUGCUGGAAUCCUGGCUUACCUUGGUACAAGAUGACAAACAUUUCCACAAAGGUUUCUUUACCCAACAUGCUGUUCAGGUUUUUAAUUCUUAUAUUCAGUGCCACCUAGCUGCUCCUGAUGGUACAAGGAACUUGACUGCCAAUGGUGUAGCCUCUCGGGAGGAAGAAGAAAUAAGUGAACUGCAGGAAGAUGACAGAGAUCAGUUCUCUGACCAACUGGCCAGUGUAGGCAUGCUAGGAAGAAUUACUGCAGAACACUGUAUACCUCUUCUUACAAGUUUAUUAGAAGACAGAGUGACAAGGCUCCAUGGUCAGUUACAAAGACAUCAGCAGCAGUUACUUGCCUCACCAGGAUCCGGGUCAAUUGAUAAUAAAGUGCUUGAUGAUCUGUAUGAGGAUAUUCAUUGGCUUAUUUUAGUCACAGGCUACCUCUUAGCUAAUGAUACUCAGGGAGAGACUCCACUAAUACCUCCAGAAGUAAUGGAAUAUUCCAUUAAGCAUUCAACUGAGGUUGACAUCAAUACAACACUUCAGAUUCUGGGAUCUCCAGGUGAAAAGGCUGCUUCUAUACCAGGGUACAACAGAACUGAUUCAGUAAUUAGGUUAUUAUCUGCUAUUCUAAGAGUUUCAGAAGUAGAAUCACGAGCAAUAAGGGCGGAUCUCACACACCUGCUGAGUCCACAAAUGGGAAAAGAUAUUGUAUGGUUUCUUAAGCGUUGGGCAAAGACCUAUCUCCUAGUGGAUGAAAAACUGUAUGACCAGAUAAGUCUGCCAUUUAAUACUGCAUUUGGUGCAGACACAGAGGGUUCCCAAUGGAUUGUGGGUUACCUUUUAGAAAAAGUAAUCAGUAACCUGGCAGUAUGGAGUUCUGAGCAGGACCUUGCAAAUGACACUGUACAGUUGCUAGUAACAUUAGUGGAAAGGAGAGAGAGGGCAAAUUUAGUAAUUCAGUGUGAGAAUUGGUGGAAUUUAGCUAAGCAGUUUGCAAGGAGAAGCCCACCUCUUCACCUUUUGUCCAGCUCUGUGCAGAGAACACUAAUGAAAGCUCUAGUUUUAGGAGGUUUUGGUCAUAUGGACACUGAUACAAAACAGCAAUACUGGACAGAGGUUCUACAGCCACUUCAACAGCGAUUCUUGAAUGUGAUAAACCAAGAAAACUUUCAACAGAUUUGUCAAGAGGAGGAGGUGAAACAGGAAAUCACUGCCACACUAGAAGCACUUUGUGGCAUUGCUGAGGCGACCCAGAUAGAUAAUGUAGCAAUCCUCUUUAACUUUCUAAUGGACUUCCUUACCAAUUGCAUUGGAUUAAUGGAGGUGUACAAAAACACACCAGAGACUGUUAACCUCAUAAUAGAAGUUUUUGUUGAAGUUGCACAUAAACAAAUAUGCUAUCUUGGAGAGUCCAAAGCCAUGAAUUUGUAUGAAGCCUGCCUGACUCUUCUUCAAGUAUAUUCCAAGAAUAAUUUAGGUCGGCAGCGAAUAGACGUUACAGCGGAAGAAGACCAAUACCAGGAUCUUCUUCUUAUUAUGGAGCUUCUAACUAACCUUCUGUCAAAAGAAUUUAUAGAUUUCAGUGAUACAGAUGAAGUAUUUAGAGGGCAUGAGCCAGGACAAGCUGCAAAUAGAUCUGUGUCAGCAGCAGAUGUUGUCUUAUAUGGAGUUAAUCUAGUUCUGCCAUUAAUGUCACAGGAUUUGCUGAAAUUUCCAUCUCUGUGUAAUCAGUACUACAAAUUAAUCACCUUCAUCUGUGAGAUAUUCCCUGAAAAAAUUCCUCAGCUUCCGGAAGACCUUUUUAAGAGGCUAAUGUACUCAUUGGAGUUAGGGAUGUCAUCAAUGAGUUCUGAGGUAUGCCAGCUUUGUCUGGAAGCUUUAACACCAUUAGCAGAACAAUGUGCAAAAGCACAGGAAACAGACUCAUCACUAUUUCUAGCAACAAGGCACUUUCUUAAGAUGGUCUUUGAUAUGCUGGUACUACAAAAGCACAAUACAGAGAUGACAACUGCAGCAGGUGAAGCAUUCUACACAUUAGUGUGUUUGCAUCAGGCAGAAUAUUCAGAACUAGUUGAAACAUUGCUAUCAAGUCAACAAGAUCCAGUCAUUUACCAGCGGUUAGCAGAUGCAUUUAACAAACUUACUGCAAGCAGCACUCCUCCUUCACUGGACCGUAAGCAGAAGAUGGCCUUCCUAAAGAGUUUAGAAGAAUUUAUGGCAAAUGUUGGUGGACUCCUCUGUGUAAAAUAAACAACAACAAAACUGUAUUCCUAAUUUAGACCCUUUCUGCAAAGUGCACUGAGAAAUGCUGAAAACUGACUAAACCUUGUAUCUGUUUCUGGGUUCUUUGGAGCCAUCUCGGAUUUCAGAGAGCCUGGAAGUUUGAUAUAACACAGUUAAACAGGAGAGGUCAACUUUGAAUCAGCUUCUGCUAUUAUGUGUUAAUCACAAUCUGUCAUACAUGUAUGUUGUAGCGAAUGAACAACAAAUUGAAAUUUAAAAAGAAUAUUCCAUAUAUGUGCAAACAGAUAUGGGCACAGUGACAAAUAGUGCCUUUUCCCCUUUAGCUUAUAACGUAAGUGGCUGGACAAACUUCUACAGAUUUUUUUUUCUGAAAACUGUAUUAGAGUAUGAUGUAGACGCAUACGAAACAGUAAACUGUGUAGCCGAUUGAAGCUUUA